AUGGACACAGAAUCGAGAGUUGAAAUCAAAGUGAGCACCUCUUUUCCUUUUUGCAUUCCGUAAUGCUCUCAAUGUUGCAGCAUGACGACAGUUCAGUGGAAGACGAUGAAGAUCAAGAUGAGAAAGAGCCUCCGAUUAUGAAAUUAGACUUUGAGAAACUAUUCAAGAUGGCUGAAGAUCCUGACAUGGAAGAGCUGCUCAGGUCCCCGUUGGACCAAGCUUUGAUAAACUUGGAGUUAGUUUAAAAAAUAAUAUGUAACAAUUUUACAACUUUGUAGAAGUGGAUCCGAAGUCCAGAAGCUCACUUCCAUUCGGACAUUCCCAGACAUUCUGGAUUCGUCGGACGGAGAAAAGUGUCUACUGAAGAUGCUACCAGCCAUUCAAACUUGUCUCAAAGUGGAAAAGUCGAACCUCGAUCUUCACUGCGAAGCUGCCGUCAUUUACAAAUCAAUUAUUCAAAACGAUAAACUUGUCAAAAAGUUUCAGUAAGAACAGAUCUUAUUUUGUCUUUCCCAUGAAACUUUUCAGAGGAAUCGUGGAUCUUCUUCUCGAGAACAUUCUUCAGAAUAUUCAGAAUCAAAAAGAGCAUCGUAAGUGUGCAGAAGUGUGGCCGAAUGCAUUCUCUUCCUUCUGUUUUCUCUAUCCUCUUUCCAUUUCUAACCGUUUCCAGACACUCACGAAAAGGAAAAAGUUGUGAUAAAGGCGGGAAGUAGCGUCAACAACCAAAUGCACCACUGUAUGUCCUCCCUUAACAACGCCCCUGUUCUAGCACUAACACCGCUCCUAAAGAAAACAGAAUCGAAGUGUGGUCGGGAACUGAAAUUCAGAAAUGAAAUGUUUUCAGUGAGUGCCGCUGCUUGGUUGGAAACAAUCGUCGAAGUGGCAGAAAAGCUCUCUCUAAGCUCCAUAAAACAGUUUGUGAGUUCUGAAUUCAACUACAGCUACAAUCUGUUCACUUGCAGAUCAUUCCGGUCACACAGACGCAAGCAGAGCCAGUGCAAAGGGUACAAAGGAGGAUAAUCGCCACGAAGAUCAUUCACAAACUCGCGUUGUUCCUCCCUCCGAAUGAGUACAUUUUUUUAUUGUAUCACUUGAUAUAUUAUGAGUUUAGAAUCCGGAAAGACCUGUGUCCGAUCGUCGCUACCUUGUGCAACGAUGCAAAUUCGAACGUGAGAGUGGCCAUCGCUCAACGACUUUUCGUCAUUUCGAACGCAUUGAAGUACGCCGUUUAACCUCGAAAUCACCAAUCGUAAACAUUCCAGAAACUCGCAUGACGUCGUUUCCUGCUUGCUCUCUUCGUACGUUCAACUUCUGGGAGACGAGGAAAUGAAUGUGCGGGAGGCGGCGAUGAACAGUCUCACGGAGGCGUUCCCUCUCUUCACCAGAGGUACUCAUUCCAUUCAUUAUCAAUAUCAUCGUCUUUCAUUUCAGAUGCCAGAAAACAUACACUGUUCAGUACAAUUAAGAAACUGACGGAAGAGGCGUUGGAAAAGAAGAACGAAGGACUUCCGGUGAUAUCUCACAACUUCGGAAAGUGGUCGUGGGAACUGAAUGAACUGAUCGACCAGUUGGACAAGUCCUGGAUACUCAACACCUACUGCAAAAUGGUACAGAUUUCCGACGAAUUGUGCGAAGGACCACAAAGACUAUCCGAAACGUUUUGAAAAAGACGUGCUGCUUCAAUUAUCCGGUAUACUUUUCGACGAUGUUUCUCGUUUCACACCUCUGGUUUACAGUGCAUGCUGACAAUGUUCAAGAAACAAUUAGAUCGUCUUCUCCCUUUCCUUGAAAUGUUUUGCACUGAUCCCGGUAAACUGUCAUAGAGAUCGUCUCCCAAUCGAACCGUUACCAGAUGAAGACGUGCGGAUCUCCAUUGCCGCUUCCUACCACGAGAUCUUGAUCAUGUUCCCUGAUCGAACAGAAUUGAUUCCUCCCUUCAUUGAACUUCUUCACGGCGGCUCUUCCGAUGUGAUUGCCAAAGUGUCUUACAACCUCUCGAAGAUUUUACCACUACUUUACGAUAAUGUAAAGGAGAACCCUGGAGUGAGCUCGAGUUGCUUCGCCUCUGAUUACUAAUCGAUUCUAGAAAACUACCGUUCAACAGCUGGACCGACUUCUGAUUGGCUGCAAUCAAAUACUUCGGAACACGAGUUCAUGGAGGAGUCACGAAGCAUUUCUAAAGAGUCUGAAGACGUUACCCAACUGUGUGGAAGAAGAAACGAUCAUUGAUUCGUUCGUGCCGCUUCUCAAGAAAGAGAUUCUGAAUGUGGUAUUCAUUUCGAUCCUUUUCAUUCCUUUUCCAUAUUUAAUUUUGCAGAGAGCAAUUCCGUGCCGAGUAGCCGCGUGUGAAACACUGCUCAUUCUGAUGAGGAGCAUUUCACAGGAGAGCACGAGAACGGAGAUCAUCAAAUUCUUAAAUGAAGGUGUUUUCUGAAUAGAAGAGUUCCUUUUCACCAUAAACUUCAGAGCUCUCGAAGCACACUUGCUGCUACCGAAGGAUCACUUACAUCGACGUCGCUGAAAUCGUCCUCUCCGUUUACAGCAAACGGAUCUUUGUUGAGCACUUUCUGGAUGACACCCUUCGGCUCACUUCUGACCCCGUCUCAAACAUCAGGUUACCCUUUCCCUAUUCGAAAGUUAAUUGCAUCUGUCCAUUUUCAGAAUCCGAGCACUCAGGUUCCUUCCGAAAAUCAAAGCUAAACUGCGACUUCCGGAAGACGACGAAGUGCUGCUGAAGAUUGAGAACUUUGUGAAAGAACAGCUGAGGUCGCCGGAGCAGAACGAAGCCACGAGAGCAAUCAUAAAUCAGGUAGGGCAAAGAAGUAUUUCCUGAAGAGAAAUGACGGCAGUGCAGGCGGCUGUCGAGUUGUCGAGAUGCGAGACUUGUUCGGAUUCGCACGACGAUCAGAAAGCGAGAGAAGAAGAGGAACUGUGGGCUGAGAAGAAGAAGCAGAGAAAGAAAGACUCGAAGAUAAAGAAGCCGAGUAUCCGCAGCCGAGUGAGAACGAAAGAAACGAGGGAAGAGGAGGGCGAGGAGGAGGGAGAGUUCACGCGGGCUUCGGGGUAAGCAUCCCUCCAUCCAUCCGACCACAAGCGUCUUCUUUCCUUUCAGACUCCGUGUCCCAUCGUCCCCGAUCCGCUCAACUUCACCGUGGAGAACCGAGCGCAAGGCCAUCGCAGUCGUCCGUCCACAACCAGUGCUCACUGUCCGUGCCCAGUCUCCCUCUCCCAUGUCCUACCGUAGCCCCAGUCCUGCUCCGAAAGAAUCUGCGAUCCGUCCGAGUCGACUACCGCUGAGCUCAGCCGCGAAAGAACGGGACAAGCUGAGGAGAGCAGCGCCCGAUGCACCUCCACUGCCCGUCAGAAGUGCUCGAAGUGCUUCCGUGGUCGCCAGCAGGAGAUCUGACGCAAUGACGUCAUCCACAUCGUCAAUCGAAUCCAACAACUCCAAUUCGUCUUUCUCUUCCUUGCCCUCGUCCGGAUACGGUCUCCGUCGUUCGGCCACUUCCAGUAACGCCUUCGGAGGCUCAUCGUUCACUUCCACGUCUUCUUAUUCCCUGACGCACGCCCGUUCUUCCUCCAAUAUCCGUCGCCCUGGAUACGGUCUCUCUCACGUAUCCAGUCUGAGCACUUUCGAACGGAAACCUUCCCAACUGUCGCUGAGAGUUCGAAACGGCGAGCUUUAA
Molecule: messenger RNA, 3686 nt
Organism: Caenorhabditis sp. 36 PRJEB53466
Lineage: Eukaryota; Metazoa; Nematoda; Chromadorea; Rhabditida; Rhabditidae
Source: the annotation of a GenBank genome assembly